GCAUGGUAGGGUCGGGCGGGUGUCAGAGUGCUGCCCAAGCAGAGUGAGGUCGGCUCCUGGGGCGCAAUGGGACCCGAGCUGUUUCUUUCCUACUCUCCUGCCCACCCCCCAGAGGAGUGAACCAACUCCCAGUGAGACAACCCCCAGCCCUAUUGAAAAUGGUCGACUUGCAGUCUGACUUCAAUCUGAGAACCGUCCUGGUCAGUUUCAAGCAGUGUCUCCUGAAGGAAGAUGUGCUGCUGGAGCACUACCUCGCUGGCUGGAGGGGCCUGGUCAGGUUCCUGAACAGCCUGGGCUCCCUUUUCUCCUUCAUCUCCAAGGACUUGGUGGCGAAGCUGCAGAUCAUGGAGGGCCUGUGCAGUGGCCCCCAGCAGCACCACUACAGCAGCCUGCAGUCCAUGGUGGCCUAUGAGGUGGGCAACCAGCUGGUGGACCUGGAUCGCCGCUCCCGUCACCCAGAUUCGGGCUGCCGGACGGUGCUGCGGCUGCAUCGGGCACUGCGCUGGCUGCAGCUCUUCCUGGAGGGCCUGCGCACCAGCCCUGAGGAUGCGAGCACGGCCAUGCUCUGCACCGACUCCUACAACGCCUCACUAGCUGCCUACCACCCCUGGAUCAUCCGCCGGGCCGCCACCGUGGCCUUCUGCACGCUGCCCACACGCAAGGUCUUCCUGGAGACCAUGAACGUGGGGUCCGCUGAGGAGGCUGUGGAGAUGCUGGGCGAGGCCCUGCCCUACAUCGAGCACGUAUACAAUGUCUCCCAGAAGCUCUAUGCUGACCACACCCUGCUGGACCUGCCCUAGGGGCCAGCAGGCCCAGGCUGGGAGGGCUUUCCCUUCUCUGGAGUUGGGCUGGGGCAGCCAGGGCCCAUCAGUCCUACCACGGAACUUUCUGGGUGCCCCAGGAGCAGAAAAGCCACUAUCCCCCUGCGAGCUGAGCUUGUGGGGAGCCAUAGGCCUAGUGUGGCCCACCCAGGCUGCAGACAGAGAAGGCAGGCGCCGGCCAGGUGGGUAAAAUGCAGAACACAGGGAGGGUGGGGGCAAGAUCAGAGUCCAUGCAGAAGCCUGAGAGGCUGCGCUCACCCAUGGGUCGAGUCUGCAAAACGGGUGAGUCACGGGUCUCUGGAGAGCAGACUCCUUACCAGCCGACGUAUCCAGCUGGUGGUGUGUGUGCUUCUCGCGUCUGUUGGGUUCCAGGCCCAGGACCCAGUAUCUGUGGCCAGGUGGGCUCCCUAUGGACUCUCCUUACCAGGCUGGCUAUCCCCAGAGCAAGGAGGGAACCUGGGCAGCUGUUGGCACUGCAUCUGGUUCCUUGCCCCUCGUUGCCUUGUUGGCCAGGGGCCCACAUGUCGUCAGCAUGACAGCAGGGACGUGGAGCCCCAAGCACAGUCCCACCCUGCCUCUGUAGCCCCGCACAUCAGCAGCCUCCUGCAGCCACAAUGUGCUCCCCAAGGCAGCUGCUUGUGAGUCUGCACAGCACAGCCUCAGAGCCCCCCGGGAACCCAUGACUGCUGGGCCAGCUGGCCUCUCCCUCCCCGGCUCCCAGCAAGAUGCUGCAUUCCCUCUCCCCUGCCCCUUGCUGCCCAUCCCCAUGGAGCUCAGGAGACCCAGGAUGCACAGCACAGGCCGGGGCCUGGAUCCCGUUCCCUAACAGGCUGGUAGACCCAGCCUUGCCUGCCCAUGGCUCUUCACUGGAACCUCAGGACAUCAGGUGCCAAAGGUCUGCACGCAGUGGGGACCCUUGGAAACUGUGAUACAUACGGGUGAUGGUUUUCCAGCAGAAAUAAAUGACAAUGUCACAAGUA
Miniopterus natalensis is the source of this 1801-nucleotide messenger RNA. The record is from RefSeq and is a predicted model, not a curated record. NCBI's taxonomy places the organism in Eukaryota, Metazoa, Chordata, Mammalia, Chiroptera, Miniopteridae.